GAACGAAAAGAAACGUAUGACCAUCGUAUGACGUCUCAGUCGUCUUGAACAUUGCAUUAAAUUUUUUUUAAUAAAAAAAAAAAUUAUUACUAUUUAAAUAAAUUUUCUUUGUAAAAUACACAAAAAAUGGGUCAUGGAGAAGAAGCUGGUGGUGAAAAUCUUAAAGGAUUAAAUAGAAUUUUCAAUAGUCAGACUAAUUAUGGUCGAGCUAAUGUAUCAAAAGCAACUCUUGGUACAAUGGCAUUAAUUGGACUUUAUUUAUAUUUUAAACCAAGUAAAAAAGCAGUUGCAAAGUAAAAUUCUUCUGUCAUGAAAUAUCAUGAAAAUAAUAGCGAUAGUCCUGUGAGUUCGUACCCAUUUUUAACUUAUAUAAUGUUCUCAAUUGACGACUUUUGUAAUAUCAUUUGGCCUGAAAAAUAAAUUUAAUUAUCUGAUGAUAAGAGUGCGAUGUUAAAAUUUAUAUCAAUUUUAUUUCAUUCAUUUGUUACUUUUAUGUGCGUCAAAAUUGAAAAUAUUUCUUUGAAUAGUUAACAGAAUUUUUUGAUGUUAAAUAUACAGUUGAAAUAUUAUAAAGUUUACACUAUAUUUCUUUGGGAAUUUUUUUUUUUUUUAAUUCUCUCGCUCACUAUCGACUAAUUGUUUUGUAAUUGCGAUUUUGUCGAUUACAAUUUAAGUUGUAUAUUAUAACUGUAUAAGAAUAAAUAAUUAGUUCAUUAACGA
Leptopilina boulardi is the source of this 720-nucleotide messenger RNA. RefSeq lists its product as uncharacterized. Bases 127 to 297 code for a protein of 56 amino acids. The transcript has 2 exons. The record is from RefSeq and is a predicted model, not a curated record. Lineage: Eukaryota; Metazoa; Arthropoda; Insecta; Hymenoptera; Figitidae.